GAUGGUUAGAUAAUUUAAUGUCUAUUUUGGAAUCUUUUUUCAUAUUUUAUCUUGCUGGUCCAGUUGCAAUAGCAUUGGGUAAAAUUCUAUUACAAACAACUCCUGAAGUAGCAUAUAGAAGUUUAGAUGAAUGUAUGCGCGAGAUCCAGCUUGAUCCAACAAUUUUAUCUUUAACUGCUACCCAUUUUUGGCAAAAUUCUUAUGGACAAGUGGUCGGUACAUUAUGUGUACACGUCAACCAAGAUGCUAAUGAACAAGUUGUCUUGUCAAAUGUAUACAAUAGAUUAAGUCCAUUGUUUAUAAAUAAUGAUGACGUCG
Messenger RNA from Dentiscutata erythropus, 318 nucleotides. The record is from the annotation of a GenBank genome assembly. NCBI's taxonomy places the organism in Eukaryota, Fungi, Glomeromycota, Glomeromycetes, Diversisporales, Gigasporaceae.